AUGGCUAUUCUCGAAGUUGUUGAGAAUCUGCUGCAACUGAAAGAAGUCAUCUUCGAUGGGGAAAGCCUCAUUGACACCAUCGAGAUGAGUGAUACCAAAUGCCUUCUCGGUAUGAUUCCUAUGGAUGCCGACAAGUUUCCCGAAUGGAGCGACCAUCAUCUCCCCGAAAAGACCAAGUUUGGGUCAUUUUGGAAUCCGUUCGGCCGUCGAAGCUCCAAGUAUCAAGUCCCUAAAUCCAGAAUGCACAUGCUCACAAUGCUUGUCGGCAACAAAAGACGAAAAAGAGAGCGAAACCCGCCCCGUUGGCCCGGCUUCAUUGCCUUCUAG
Molecule: messenger RNA, 327 nt
Organism: Colletotrichum costaricense
Lineage: Eukaryota; Fungi; Ascomycota; Sordariomycetes; Glomerellales; Glomerellaceae
Exons: 2
Coding region: 1-327 (108 amino acids)
Source: RefSeq, a predicted model, not a curated record